UUAAUAGCGCCCCGCCCAGAUUUGUGUUUGAACGCUUCUGUUUCAGCACUAUCUCGAUAUGCUAGCCUUGAGCUGCCUGCUACACUGACAAGUUUCUGCGAUAUAGCCGAGAGUGGCUACGCGAGCGAGCAUCACAGCCUGAUAGCCUGCUGCUACCCCGGGAGAGGCGAUGAUGGCGGCGGCCGUAGAGAGAGGAGGAGUGCGGGCCGCUUUCCUGAAUCCAGGUAGCGGCGGCGGGAUCGGACCACCUCCGGCACCUAUGCCCGCUGCUCCCGGAGCCGCGGUUGGAGCAGGAGGCAUGGGUUCGAAUUCGGGUGGGUCGGAUGGGCCCAUGCCCGUGCCUAUGAAUCUUUUUGCAACAUGGGAAAUCGACCGUUCUUCUCCGAGUUGUGUUCCAAGAUUGUGCAGCCUGACCCUCAAGAAGCUGAUUGUCCUCAAAGAAUUGGACCGGGAGCUUAGCUCAGUGGUGAUAGCUGUCAAAAUACAGGGCUCCAAGCGCAUCUUGAGGUCCAACGAGUAUGUCCUUCCUCCAGAUGGACUGAUGGAGACUGACCUUGAGCUAACCUUCUCACUCCAGUAUCCCCACUUCCUCAAAAGGGACGCCAACCGAUUGCAGAUCAUGCUGCAGAGGAGGAAGCGAUAUAAAAACCGCACCAUCCUGGGAUAUAAGACCUUAGCUGUGGGCGUCAUCAAUAUGGCAGAGGUGAUGCAGCAUCCGACAGAUGGAGCCCAGAUCCUGGGUCUCCAUAGCAACGUGAAGGAGGUGCCGGUGCGUGCGGCCGAGCUCAGCGUGUAUUCCCUGUCCAGUCAGCCCAUUGACCAUGAGGACGGCAGCGGGCAGCCAGGGACCAAGGCCAAAGCCUUAGAUCGCUCCCCGGAUAUGGACAACUACUCCGAGGAUGACGACGACAGCUACUCCUCGGAGCAGGAAGCUAGCGACGAUGCUGUUCAACCAGUGGACCUGUACGAUGAGGAUGAGGAUGUGCAAAGGAAGCCAAAGAAAAACCGGAGGAAAAUGAUUCGUACGACAUCCAUGACAAGGCAACCCAAUUUCAAACAGAAGUUUGUGGCCCUGUUGAAGAGAUUCAAAGUGACGGAUGAGGUUCUGGACUCGGACCCAGUGGACCAGACCCAGGAGGUGGAGGAGGAUCUGGACCUGCUCUAUGAUAGUCUGGAGGUUUACAACCAGAGUGACAGCGGCCCUGAGAUGGAGGACAACGAGAGUGUCCUCAGCACGCCCAAACCCAAACUCAAGCCCUUCUUUGAGGGAAUGUCCCAUUCGAGCUCCCAGACUGAGAUUGGGAGUCUACACAGUCAGAAGAGCCAGCCCAGGGACCUGGCCUGCAUCGGUGGAGAGCUGCUGUCCCCGGACAGGGCCAAAGUCCAAAUAGGGACCAAGUAUAUAGACGACAGCGCCGGAUUGGAGUCUCCUGCAGGGGACGCGGAGGAUGAGGAGACUAGGGCUGGCACAGGGCCAGGGGAGGCUAACCCCAACCCCACUCCCAUCAACUGGGACCUGAGCACGGACAAACUGCCCGGCCCAGUGGCCAAACUCUGCAAGACCGAGUCCCAGACACUCAUGUCGCCGAGUAAAACCGAGAACAAGCUGCAUAGGCGUCCUAGGAGCACGUCCAUGAAGGACCGGCAGAACUCCAAGGCCCAGAGUGACAGGACCAGCAGCAUCGACAGCGAGACAUCCCCGGAAUCCAGGAUCGCUGUCCAGGUCCCCAGGAAGUCAGUGUACGACCAGCUAAACCAGAUCCUUAUCUCUGACGAGCAGCUCCCCGAGAGCAUCAUCCUCAUCAACACCACAGACUGGCAGGGCCAGUAUCUAUCUGAGAUUCUCCAUGAGCACAGCCAGCCUAUCGUGUGCACCAUCUCUGGUGCGGAUGUCCAUGCAGCCUUCAACACCAUAGUCACCAGGAUCCAGAGAUUCUGUAACUGCAAUGCCCAGACACCCCCCACCAUCAAAGUGGCGGUGGCCGGAGACCAGAGUUACCUCAGCACCAUCCUCAGGUGCUUCGUGGAGCAGUUGGCCAACAAGACGCCUGAUUGGCUCAGCUACAUCCGCUUCCUGGUCAUCCCUGUCGGCACUCAUCCUCUGGCCAAACACAUGUCUUCGUUCGACAGCAAGUUCAACAACAUCUUCAUGGACGCUGGCUGGAGGGACUUGUUCGGCAGACUGGAGGCCCCAACAUCAGUUUCCGUAGACAACAUUGAUGUAGCAGGCCGCGUGUCUCAGUACCUGGCUGGGGCCAGCGUCUCACACCAGUGUCCCAUCUCUGAGGCCAUGCUCACCUACAAACAGAAAAGGAAGAGAAGCUUGUAUUUUGAUUUUUACAUCAGCCCUGACGAGGACUCCUGUCAGAAGUUUGUGCCAUUUAUUGGGCUGGUGAAAGUGGGUAUCGUUGAGCACAACCUUUCGACCUCGAUGGACUCUGAUGAUGCUGUGAUGGGGAGCAUCAAUAUGCUGGCCUCCCCUCCCCCCCKGCCGGGACCACCCUACAUGAAGGACCUGACCUGCACCCCGCCCCCCUCCCCCUCCGUCUCAGCCACCCUCGCCGGAGCCGGCUCUCCGGUGACGGGCGGGGAGGUGAUGGGGCUCCAGGUGGACUACUGGGCAUGUCACGGCGUCGACAAGAAGAAGGAAGGCGAGAAGCGAGACGUGGGCAUCAAGAAUACCCUGAAAAGCAACUUCCGCUCGCUGCAGGUGUCCCGCAUCCCCAACGGGGGCGAGCUGACCCCUCCUCCCGGCAUGGCCAUGACGGUCGUCAUGAAGGAGAAGAACAAGAAAGUGAUAUUCCUGAGUAAAAAGCCCAAGGAGAAGGAGGUGGACUCCAAGAGCCAGGUGAUCGAGGGCAUCAGCAGGCUGAUCUGCACUGCCAAACACCAGCACACCAUGCUGAGAGUGUCCAUUGACGGUGUGGAGUGGAAUGACGUCAAGUUUUUCCAGCUGGCCGCCCAGUGGCCCACUCACGUCAAGCACUUCCCUGUUGGCAUCUUCGGCUACACCAAGCCUGCCAUGUGACAUAUCACUGCCACCUAAACCCAAGUAUGGGUAGCUGCAGCCCAAUAUGGCGACCGGAGUAUGMGCAAGCGGGUGUGUCGAAAGGAGUGGGUGUAUGGAAAGCUAAUCAGCUAAUUGGGCAGAUUUGUUGCCACUCAAGACCGUUUUGCAUGGCUGAUACGAGUCAAUAAGCCACCGACCACUGCAGCAGUUUUGUAUCGGGUGUCUGCUGACCGGAGGUGCUUCCCACUGGGCAACUGUGUCACGUUGUCGCCAGCGGUAGCUAAAAUGGCAAUUUUUUUUCUCUCCCCUGAUUUUGUUUCCAAUAGGAUAGAAGCCUACACAAGAAAUAACUAAUAUUGAUAACCAUUGAGAUUUCACAUUUGAUACAUACAUACAGUCUACUCAAUGGGCAGGGCAUGAAGGGCAACAACACCUGGACACAGUGUCCUUGCUCCCGCUUUGCCAAGCACCACUGUCCCGGCGUGAGAAGUAGCUAUUUAGUAGCCAAUAUCAGGGUGACAGUCACAGUGAGCAUACGCAUACAGGCAAUAGUACACCCAUCAUCAGUACUUUUAAUAAAAAAAAUUAACAAUUGUCAGUUUUACAACUUAAAAGGUACAAUUAUUUGUGUAAAACUAACAGCGAAAUACYAAUCAAACUCAAGUCCAAACUCUCUCAGUACGAUAGUUGUGUGGUAAGAACCGGAACAAAAAGAAAUUGUCUAACCCACUGGUUC
Molecule: messenger RNA, 3746 nt
Organism: Salvelinus sp. IW2-2015
Lineage: Eukaryota; Metazoa; Chordata; Actinopteri; Salmoniformes; Salmonidae
Product: phosphofurin acidic cluster sorting protein 2
Biological process (GO): protein localization to plasma membrane
Molecular function (GO): transmembrane transporter binding
Source: RefSeq, a predicted model, not a curated record